UACAUUAUCACGACACGUGUUACGUAUCUUGAUUUAUUAUAUCAUACAAAAUACUCGGGUACGAAUAGUAUUGCAUGAGCUCUUGAGCAGUGAAAGUGAUGGCGAAUAAGAAAGUGAACGAGGAUUUGCUAAAAGAAAGGGCUAAGUGUAAUUUUAAUGUGGAGGAAUUGACUAAUUUGUUGGACGAUGGAGCGGAUUGUACAAAAUGGAGAAGAACUUUGGAACAAAACGUUUUAAGCGUAAAAGGAUUAUUAGACGUAGUACCAGAAGAGUAUUUGAGCCAUAAAGAGAAAUAUGAGAAUAGUGUACGAAAAAGUUUGAUGAUGAUCAAAGCGCUUAAAGUUUAUAAUAAAGAGAGCGCUAGCAGAUCCUUUGAGGAGAAUAUGAGGUUAGAUUUUCGCAACUCUUUAUGGGCAGCCGUUACAAAAGACAUUACUCCCCUUUUACUACAUCUACACAUGUUUAUGGCCGCGAUUAUUGGGCAGGGAAACGACGAGCAAAGGGAGUAUUGGGAGAAAAAAGCUGCCAAUUCUGAAAUUAUUGGCACGUAUGCUCAGACGGAACUUGGUCACGGCACCUUUAUCCGUGGUUUGGAAACACGAGCGACUUAUGACGUGGACACAGAAGAAUUUGUUCUACACAGCCCAACUCUCACUGCUUAUAAAUGGUGGCCUGGAGGAAUGGGGCACACAGCAAACUAUUGCGUGGUCAUGGCCCAGCUCUACAUAAAAGGCAAUAACUAUGGCAUCCAGCCAUUCAUGGUGCAAAUAAGAGAUGAGGAAACCCACAUGCCUCUACCAGGAGUCAAAGUGGGUGAGGUUGGACCAAAAAUGGGCUUUAAUACAGCUAACAAUGGAUUCCUUGGUUUUGAUAAUGUGCGGAUACCUAGGAAUUGGAUGUUGAUGAAAAAUGCACAAGUCUUAAAGGACGGUACAUUCAAAGCCUCUCCGAAUAGCAAGUUGGUGUAUGGAACUAUGGUGAACGUCAGAGUGAUUAUCGUGAACAACUUGAGCAAAAACCUAGCCCAAGCCGCGACCAUCGCUGUGCGCUACUCCGCCAUCAGACGACAGUCGCAGCCAAAGCCCGGUGCACCUGAGCCCCAAAUCAUUGACUAUGUGACGCAGCAGCACAAGUUGUUAAUAGCAAUAGCAACGAGCCACGCGUACCACUUCACCGCCCGCUGGCUCUGGGAUCGCUUUACCAAAAUCAACGAAGAGCUCAGACGGGGAGAAUUCAAGAACUUGCCAGAGCUCCAUAUCUUAGCUUGUUCCAUGAAAGUCAUCAGUACUGCAGACUGCAGUGCCCUAAUUGAGAAGUGUCGUUUAGCUUGCGGAGGCCAUGGAUACAUGAUGUCAUCAAACUUACCACACCUGUAUGGAAUAUCCGUUGCCACUGUUACUUAUGAGGGAGAGAACACAGUUCUACUUCUGCAGGUUGCUAGAUCCUUGGCGAAAACCUGGGACCAAAUCUACAAAGGUCACAUUUCAGUAAGUCCAUCGAUGCUGUACCUCGCUGACAAAACACCAUUGCCAGAGUGGGAUAAUUCUCUUCAGGGAAUACUCAAAAAUUUUGAAAGAGUUGCUAAAGGGAAAGUGUCCACAAGCAUCUCUAGUCUCGACAAAUACAGGAAAUCAGGGUUGUCGCCAGAAGAUGCUUGGAACAAGGCUUCCGUCCAACUUAUAGCGGCUGCAGAGGCACAUGCAAGAGUCAUUCUUCUGUCGGUUUACAAAACAGAAAUAGAAAGAAGAGCAUCGACUCUAUCAGCCCCGUUGGCAACGGUUUUGCAUCAACUUCUGGAAAUGUAUUAUAUUUACUGGACUUUAGAGAGGAUUGGAGACUUUCUAUUGUACACAAAGUUGACGGCGAGUGACGUAAGAGAUUUGCAGCAUCGAUACGAAGAUCUACUGGAGAAGAUCAGACCGAAUGCAGUUGGCUUAGUGGAUGCAUUUGACUUCAGAGAUGAGAUCUUGAACUCUACGCUGGGGGCGUACGACGGGCGUGCAUACGAAAGGCUCAUGGAAGAAGCCCUGAAGAGUCCCCUCAAUGCAGAGCCUGUUAAUCAAGAUUUGCAGCAUCGAUACGAAGAUCUACUGGAGAAGAUCAGACCGAAUGCAGUUGGCUUAGUGGAUGCAUUUGACUUCAGAGAUGAGAUCUUGAACUCUACGCUGGGGGCGUACGACGGGCGUGCAUACGAAAGGCUCAUGGAAGAAGCCCUGAAGAGUCCCCUCAAUGCAGAGCCUGUUAAUCAGUCCUUUGAGAAAUACCUUAAGCCAUUUAUGCAAGGCAAAUUAUAAGAUGUUUGUGCUCUUUUAGUAUUGCUAUUUUUAUUGUAAAUAACCUUUAUUCAUGCUACAUCGUCAAAUUUGCGUGAGGUUUGAAGGUUAUUUUAAGGUUUGAUCAUCCAACAUGAUGGGUGUCGGUGUAGGGAUGUCAGUCUACAUUUGUAGAACUGCCAAAUGUCAUCAUGUAAAUUGGAUGAUAUGUAUCAUCCAAUCAUAGAUAGGUGCCGAAUGUCAUCAUGAUGAGUUAUCAUUAAUCAUUCAUCAAAAUAUUUUGAAGUGGUUGUAUCUAGUCUAGGUCUACCAUCUGAAAUUACAAACGGUACCUCGUUGAUUGAACCAUACAGGGAAUUUGAAAUAAAAGUUUAUGUUUUCACGAA
Maniola jurtina (meadow brown) is the source of this 2659-nucleotide messenger RNA. RefSeq names its product probable peroxisomal acyl-coenzyme A oxidase 1. Bases 99 to 2294 code for a protein of 731 amino acids. Gene Ontology annotation, molecular function: acyl-CoA oxidase activity; fatty acid binding; FAD binding. The transcript has 15 exons. The record is from RefSeq and is a predicted model, not a curated record. Gene Ontology annotation, biological process: fatty acid beta-oxidation using acyl-CoA oxidase; lipid homeostasis. Gene Ontology annotation, cellular component: peroxisome. NCBI's taxonomy places the organism in Eukaryota, Metazoa, Arthropoda, Insecta, Lepidoptera, Nymphalidae.